CGGAAAGUAAAUGUACUUGCAAGAGAGUACUGUGAUGACUUAAAGAGGAAAAAUAAGCCCAUCAUUUUAUCACAUCAUAUGCUUCCUGGUCUUAAGCAAGGGCAAGAGAAGAUGUCAAAGAGUGAUCCAUCAUCUUCUAUCUACAUGGAGGAUACAGAGGCGGAUGUGAAUUCAAAGAUAAAGGGAGCAUACUGUCCCCCGAAGAUUGUUGAAGGAAAUCCAUGUCUGGAGUACAUAAAAUACAUUGUCUUCCCAUGGUUUAAUGACUUUCAGGUGGAGCGCAGUACAGCCAAUGGUGGUGACAAGACCUUCAAUAGCUUUGAAGAACUUGUUGCUGACUAUGAGGAGGAGAAGUUACAUCCUGCUGACCUCAAACCAGCUUUGGCAAAAGCAUUAAAUAAGAUACUACAGGUUCUUGCUUUUAUCGUGUUCCUGUUGAUGGUUGGGAAAAGUUGCGAAGUUCCUGGUACAUGA
Molecule: messenger RNA, 474 nt
Organism: Pistacia vera
Lineage: Eukaryota; Viridiplantae; Streptophyta; Magnoliopsida; Sapindales; Anacardiaceae
Product: tyrosine--tRNA ligase 1, cytoplasmic-like
Exons: 5
Coding region: 79-474 (131 amino acids)
Biological process (GO): tRNA aminoacylation for protein translation
Molecular function (GO): tyrosine-tRNA ligase activity; ATP binding
Source: RefSeq, a predicted model, not a curated record